AAGACAGCAUCCCAGGCAGUCACCUUCAGUUGAUGGCAUUUGACAUACAGGAUGAAAAUCAUUUUCCUUCCACACUCUGGUGUCUUGCCUUGGUCUCCUGACUUUUCUUGCUCCUAAAAUGUGUUGAGUAAGCAUGAUGGAUGUGAACACAUCAGCGAUUUCAGACUUCAUUCUAGUGAACCUCUUUGGCCCUUCAGGAUCACACAAGCUCCUCUUCUCCCUCGUGGCUGCCAUGUUCAUCGCGGGCCUUCUGGGCAACGCCAUCCUGCUGUUCUUGAUCCGUGUGGACUCGCGGCUCCACACACCCAUGUAUUUUUUGCUCAGCCAGCUGUCCCUGUUUGACGUUGGCUUCCCGCUGGUCACCAUUCCCAAGAUGGCAUCAGACUUUCUGCAAGGAGAAAGCUCCAUUUCUUUCGGAGGCUGUGCGGCUCAAAUGUUCUUCCUGAUGGUGAUCGGUGUGGCUGAAGGUGUCCUGCUGGCCCUCAUGUCUUAUGACCGCUACGUUGCCGUGUGCUACCCGCUGCAGUAUCCUGUGCUCAUGAGGCACCAGGUGUGCCUGCUCAUGGUGGGCUCCUCCUGGAUGGUGGCUGUGGUCAAUGCUUGCGUCCAGACGUCCAUCACCCUGCACUUCCCCUACUGUGCCUCCCACAUCGUGGACCACUUCUUCUGCGAGAUGCCGGCCCUGCUGAAGCUCUCCUGUGCAGACACCUCCGCCUAUGAGUUGGCACUGACUGCGACCGGGGUUCUGAUCCUCGUGCUGCCCCUGUCCCUCAUCGCCACCUCCUACGGCCAAGUGUUGAAGGCUGUUCUACACAUGCGCUCAGUGGAGGCGCGGAACAAGGCCUUCGCCACAUGCUCCUCACAUAUCACAGUGGUGGGACUCUUCUACGGUGCAGCAGUGUUCAUGUACAUGGUACCUAGCGCCUACCACAGCCCGCACCAGGACAACAUGGUCUCCCUCUUCUACAGCCUCAUCACUCCCACACUCAACCCCCUCAUCUACAGUCUGAGAAACCGGGAUGUAAGGAUGGCAUUGGUCAAAGUGCUCGGCGGGGUUGGAGUCAAGCCCCAGUGGUGGCCCCGUGAAGAAACGCUGAGGUGACCUCAAUGGCUCGA
Fukomys damarensis (Damara mole-rat) is the source of this 1116-nucleotide messenger RNA. Its product is annotated as olfactory receptor 2Z1. NCBI's taxonomy places the organism in Eukaryota, Metazoa, Chordata, Mammalia, Rodentia, Bathyergidae. Gene Ontology annotation, cellular component: membrane. Gene Ontology annotation, biological process: G protein-coupled receptor signaling pathway. Gene Ontology annotation, molecular function: G protein-coupled receptor activity; olfactory receptor activity. Bases 134 to 1102 code for a protein of 322 amino acids. The record is from RefSeq and is a predicted model, not a curated record. The transcript has a single exon.